Messenger RNA from Solenopsis invicta (red fire ant), 1958 nucleotides. RefSeq lists its product as uncharacterized. Bases 279 to 770 code for a protein of 163 amino acids. The record is from RefSeq and is a predicted model, not a curated record. NCBI's taxonomy places the organism in Eukaryota, Metazoa, Arthropoda, Insecta, Hymenoptera, Formicidae. The transcript is spliced from 2 exons.
GUUUGACAGGUUUGACAACUGAGCCGAUUGACCGCUGAGCACCGUUGAACAUAUUAAUUGUGAUUAUCGAGUGUGUUUUUAUGAUAUCGUGCCAUAAUGCCAAGCAAUUGCUGCAUAACGGGUUGCAAAAAUAGCAAUAAAAAUGGUUUUCAUUUAUCAGAUUUUCUUUAAAUCGGCCUGAAAUAUUGCAAAUUUGGAUUAACGCAAUUGGAAGAAAAGGUUUUCAACCAACUAAAAAUCAUCUUAUUUGCAGUGCACAUUUUAAAGCUGAAGACUACAUGGACAGACUAAACACAAGUGGUGUACGCUUGAAAAAUCUUGCUGUGCCUUUUAUAUUUUCUAAGGUUUCUGCUCCUGCAUUCAUACCUAAUAUAACUGAUUAUGUAACAAAUUCACCCGCUGCAAGUUCGCCUGCAAAAACUUGGAAGAGUAUAUUAAAAAAACCAGAUAUCGAUCAAUUAUCACCUAAUAUUGAUUCUGAGAGCUCAAGUACUUCUUUAUUGAAACAUACUCCAAUUGUAUUGUCUAAGAGUCCAAAAGCAACUACCAGUGCAAAUUCAAUUGAUGAUACAAUUAAAAUAACUACGGUAAAGAAACGGAAAAUAAUGGAUCCUUCAGUUUAUUAUUUAAAGAUGCAGAAAAUGUCUCCAAGAAAACAACGAAUGCAAAGAACAAUUAAGACAUUGAUGCAGAAGGUAUCACGAAGAGAUGAAAAAGUCCGUUCAUUGGAGAGUCUAUUAAAAACAUUACGGUACAAUGACAAAGUAUAAAUACUGUGUCUGAUACAAUAUAUGUAUUUGAGCACUCAGCGUCAUUGAUUCUGUCCCUCGGAAAAUUUUCCAAACUGAGAAGUCGUUAUCUUUUUACAAACAGUUUAUAAUUAAUGUAACAACCAAUAAGCUCUAGUCGUUACAUUAAUCAUAAAGUGUGAGUAUGUAGAAAGUGGUGACUUCUCAAUUUGGAAAAUUUUUCGAGCGACAGAAUCAAUGACGCUGGGUGUACAGCUUUGUAGACAUAAAGUUGACAUACUCAAAUAUAUGUAUACUCAAAUAUAUGUAUACCCUUACGAAAAAAUAUUCUGUAGUUGCAAGAAAAUAGUAUGAAAGUAUAUAAAAUCGGUAGAUAUUUGUGAACGGAAAAAGAAUUAUACAUAAAUUACCGGAAAAAGAAUUGUAUAUAAAUUGUAAUAGUUAUAUAAAUUGUCAAAAUAUCAGUUAUAUAGAAAUAUCAGUUAUAUUAACAGAGCAAAGAAUCUACUUGAAAAUAAUCCAAGUCAAGUUAUUUCUAAUACUUUUUUCUUUUGAGUGUUAUAUAAUAGUUACAUUGUUGAGUGGGAAAUUACAACUAACAUUUACGUUACAUGUAACAUUGUGUUUGGUGGGAUGUAGCAGGUUUUGUAGUUAAAAAAAUUCUUCUUAAAUUAACCUGCAAAGGCUUCAUUGCCAAUCUUAUUAGAAAAACUGAUGAUAGGCAAGAAAACUUUGCAUCAUAUACAAUAUUAAUUGAUGUUAAAAAUAAGGGGGGUUUAGUUUAUGCAUCGAAUCAUGUGCAAAAAAAAUUAUUUGUGCCACCGAAAUUGAAUUUUUGCAGUCCGUAGCAAAAGGUACAAAUAAUCUACCGAAUAAAGAUGCAUACUCUCAAAUUAUUUAUCAAGUGACACGCAGAUUCGUAUUAAACGCGAAUGUAUUUCGUAAUAAUGAUGAAUGUUACGAAGAGUUGGAAAUAGGUACAGAUAUACUUCAUCGCUUACAAUUAAUAAAAGUUGUAUGCAAAACAUAUUUGACUAUUCGAAUGCAUUCACAUUCCAAAACAUUAAAUAAAGACGUUGUAAAUCCUGUAAGCAAACGCCAAAAAUUAUCCAAAUUGAUUCUUUUUAAUAAUACAUAGAUUGUAUUAUUAACAUUUUGCUAUAAUUCUUACAAUAAAAUUUAUUUUUUUACUAUAAAUGAAUUUGUUUU